Panthera uncia (snow leopard) is the source of this 1913-nucleotide messenger RNA. It is a transcript of the gene CCDC92, whose product is annotated as coiled-coil domain containing 92. Gene Ontology annotation, cellular component: centriole. The record is from RefSeq and is a predicted model, not a curated record. NCBI's taxonomy places the organism in Eukaryota, Metazoa, Chordata, Mammalia, Carnivora, Felidae.
AAGCUAAUGCACAGUUUGCUAAAGAAGCGGAGUAUGGGAUUCUGGAAAUUGUCUCGUGCCCUGACAUAACAAAGGCUCAUUGUGAGCAGGAAGAACUUUAUGGGAGUCAGCCUGAAAUGCCACCAGUAGACAUGCCUCAUUUAUUCUGCACAGCGCAGAAAGCUCUCGGAAAGGAAACUUUUAAAGAACUGAAUGAUCUUACGUCAGGACUGUCAGAUCACGGGAUGGAGAAUCAAAGGGUGGUGCAGCCAUAGGUGGACGUGCUGACGCCAUCCAAAAAAGGUUGUCGGAAAUGAAGAUCUAGGUCACCCGGAUGUCAGCAUGGCAGCCACAAACCUGGAGAACCAGCUGCACAGCGCCCAGAAGAACCUCCUGUUCCUCCAGCGGGAGCAUGCCGGCACCCUCAAGGGGCUGCACGCCGAGAUCAGGCGGCUGCAGCAACACUGCACAGAUUUAACAUAUGAGCUGACACUCAAAAGUGCGGACCAGACAGGAGAUGGAUCCUCCCGAAGCAGCGAACUAAAGAGAAGAUGCGAGGAGCUGGAAGCCCAGCUGAAGCUCAAGGAGGACGAGAACAGCGAGCUGCUCCGGGAGCUGGAGCAGAAGGACGCCAUGAUCCUGGUGCUGGAGAGCACCGUCAGGGAGCGCGAGAGGAAGUACCUGGAGGAGCUGAAGCUGAAGAGCCACAAGCUGAACAUGCUGUCGAGCGAGCUCGAGCAGCGCGCCGGGACCAUCGCCUACCUGACCUCGCAGCUGCACGCCGCCAAGAGGAAGCUCAUGAGCUCCGGCGGGACCUCGGACGGCAGCCCGUCCGGGAGCCCCGUGCUGGCCAGCUACAAGCCGGCCCCCCCCAAGGACAAGCUGCCCGAGACGCCCCGCCGCCGAAUGAAAAAGAGCCUCUCGGCCCCCCUGCACCCGGAAUUCGAAGAGGUUUACAGAUUCGGGGCCGAGAGCCGGAAACUACUCUUGCGGGAGCCGGUGGACGCCAUGCCCGACCCCACCCCGUUCCUGCUGGCCCGGGAAUCGGCCGAGGUCCACCUCGUCAAGGAGAGGCCCCUGGUCAUCCCCCCCAUCGCCUCCGACCGCGGCUCGAGCGAGCCGCACAGCCCGGCCCGCGAGAAGCAGCACAAGGCCCACGUGGGGGUGGCCCACCGCAUCCACCACGCCGCCCCGCCGCAGGCCCCGCCCGAGGUGGAGACGCUGGCGGUCGACCAGGUGAACGGAGGAAAGGCCGCGAGGAAGCACUCAGGGACGGACAGAACUGUGUGAAGCCUGCCCGGGCGACCCGUCACCCCUGGCUGUCGAUGCACUGUGAUCACUACUGGGAAAACUCAUCCACGCCUUUUUUUUUUUUUUUCUCCAAUUCCCCUGCAUGCCAAGUUUUUUUUCCAGACACGUCAACAUUCUUAUUCUCCUGCUCCUUUUGCCCUGGUACUGACACCAGAAUACGAUCAUGUCCCUGCUGCAGAAUACCUAUUUACCGAUCGCCGUGGCCAAACACCUGUGUGCCGAAUCGCUCGCUUCUAAUCCCACUCCGUGUGACUUCAAUGCGCUCGUGGACAAAGCACAGGCCACAGGCUGCAUCACUACUCGACGUUAAUGAAAUCAGAUAGUCAACCCGCCUAACUAUACAGCCGGAGCAACACGUGCCGACCGGCCUCGACCCUCUCGCUCCAGUUCCUAGGGCGGCCCGUCCAGAGCAGCCCCUGCUCCCUCCCGGAGACCCCGUAACCUCCCACCCAGCCUCCCCCCGGGGCGGCCCCGAUAGCCGAGCAGCUGUAUGUGUCUAUCGCGGGAACGAAAUAAGAUGAUGUUACUCCUCGUGUCACCACAACCUGAAUGCGUGUUCAUAUUUUUUGGUUAGUUUUAUCCAAAAUGUUCAAGAUCCCAACAAACUUUAUUUUCUAAACCUG